Symbiodinium necroappetens is the source of this 987-nucleotide messenger RNA. NCBI's taxonomy places the organism in Eukaryota, Dinophyceae, Suessiales, Symbiodiniaceae. The record is from the annotation of a GenBank genome assembly.
AUGCAAAAGCUGGCUUGCUGGUUUGUUCAGGCUGGCCGAUUCGGUGGCAUGUAUGCCGGCUUCCCCAGAGAAAAUGCUUCAACUGCACCUUUGAGUCUUUGCAUGGCCAUUACAAGCAGCGGCCCAUCAUUCGCCACCAUGAUGAAGGGCUUGAAGACUUGGGUCGUGGAGCCAGCAACAGAAAACAAGAAUGCAUACGCUGAAGGGACGGAAGAUGACGGAAGCUUGCAGCUGGCAUUGACCACAGCCGGACGCGAAUGCCUUCAGCUGUCUUGCAUGGACCUCCAGACUGGCCGUUGCCUUUGUCUCUCGCUUAGCUGGAUUCAGGAGACAAAUGAUGUGUGGGAAAAUGCCACUCUUCCCCGCAGGCACACGCUGCAGGAUCCGCAGAGCCUGUGCGAGUCUUCAUUCACGGCUGUGAAGCUGAAGAGGAAGGGUCGCACAGCCGAUGGCCAUUCAUGCGAUUGCACAGACAAGCCAAAGAAGAAGGCGGAUGUUGCAGCUUCUCCCCUGAACCUCUUCGGUAGCAAGGAGAAGAAGGGCACAGAGCAGAUAGCCAAGGAGCUCGAGCGUGAGCGACAGCAGGCGGAAAGAGAGAACGCGGACAAGGAGAUGGCCACUGCUUUCGGUGAGUUCGAGGGGGCCAAAGAGCACUACGACAAGGCAAUCUCAGAGGUGAACUCUGCCUGGAAAGCCUUCCUCGAGCAGCAGCCGAAGUAUGAGACAUCCUUCUGGCUGCUAAAGGCCAUGCAUGACUCUGAGUGCAGAAAGCUCAUGGAGGACCACAACGGAGCCAUGGCGGACUGCCACAAGAACUGGCUGACUGCCCGAGAGGAGUACUUUGCGCGUGCUCGAGUUCCUCAGUGUGUCCAGGGCGAAGAACCCGCCUUUGAGUUUCAGGUUUCACCGCUUCUCUCUGUUCUGGCUCCACUUCUCUUCUCAGCAGGAGCACAGGAGAAGAGCAGCAGGCUCACACACUUCUUGUGA